UGUUGCGAAAGCACGAAAUGGCUCGAGUAAUAGACGGUUUUUAUUUACAAGUCGUCAUUCGUCAACUUAACGGCAUAACCUACUUCCUUUUCAAGUUUUAGGCAAACUAAUCCAACUGGGUUCGAAAAUAUUUUAUUUUAUUUUGGUGCUGAAAAAUGUAUAGGAUAUUAAAUCUUAAAAAUGGGCGACAACUCUACAUUGAAUAAAGAUUGGAAAGAAAUAAUUGCUUUGGAUACUAUAACAAAUUGUUUGCCUAGCCACUAUCAGCAUGGGCAGCAGACAUCUCCUCUCAUGGUUACUGGUAUAUCUUCAUUUGAAGAUCACCUUGUGAUAGCCUCAAAUGUUGGCCUUAUAUUCCUGGCACAUCUACCAUCCCUUCAAAUUGUGAGACUAGAAUGUGAAAAGCCUCUAAGCUGCAUAACAAAUGUGAGUGCAACACGUUCUGCUAAUGACAUGGUUGCGGCUGGGGCUGCAGAUGGCUGCAUUUCAAUUUUCCUCCUGCCUCGGCACCUGACACAGCCAUCAUGCACUCCCAAGGCUGGUCAUGGAAAUGACCUGAAAAGAUUUUCUGUGGGGUCACUGCACAGCGCACCUAUCACAAGUCUGGCAUGGAGCAGCAGUGGCUUGAAGCUGGUGACUGGAGAUGCUGCUGGAGUGGUAGGGCUUCUGGAGAUGAACCACGACUCCUGUCAGUGCCUUGCAAGACACCUCUUCUCUGAGAGUCUGCCUAUUGUGCAACUUUCCUUAUACAAGCAGAAAGUGGCAGUUUCUUCUGAGCAGCGUUGCAUAGUUUAUGAUCUCCAGGAUGACCGUCUCAACGUUGUGGGAACCAAACCCAGAAAACAGCCUGGCAGAUUUGGAGUGGCAUGGAGUAGGUGUUUGCCUGCCUGUAGUGGUGUCGUGCCUUCCGCAGAGCCGUGCAAUUUAACCUCUAGUGUCGUCGCUAACGAUGUUCCUAGUGUGGCCUCCACCGAUGAUUCAAGAUUUGUCCCCACCGAAAUUUCCAGUGCUGCAUUCACCGACGUUCCUAAUGCGGCCACUGCUGAUGUUUUUAGUAACUUCCACACCGAUAUUCCUGAUGUUUCUGGCACCGUUAAUACUCCUGUUGUUCUAUCAUCUGGGCCUGUAGUUGUGAACGAUGAUGCUGAAGUUUCUUCAACAGAAGUCACUGCUGUUGUUGAUAAGGAUGAUAUUACUGACUCUAAACUCGAGAAUACUGAGGGAGAGAAAAAUUCUGAUGGAGGCACCGAUGAUAACGAAUAUGAAGAUUCUAACACCACCAAGCAUAUGAUCACGGAUACAAAUAUUACAACUUCUUCCACUGCUGUAUUUACUUCUAAGUUAUCAUGCAAUUCCGUGAAUACCAAUCAUGAAGUGCCCGCUAUUAUGUCCACGGGAAUAAAUUCAAGACCACAACCCACAACACCAGAGAGUGAGGACGCCGUCUUGUACACAAGUCGGCCCGGCCAGCGCGUGUGGAUGGCAGUGGCCGAGGGUCAGGUGCGCACUACUCUUCUCAUCAAAGAUCUUCCCUUGGAUACACGCAUCCAACUACCUGGUAUCAGUCCCUCCGUCGCUCCGCCUGUGCUAUCAAGUGUCAAGUUCGAGAACAUUCAAGUAAUGAAUACGGGACAACUUGUUAUGCAUUCUCCCGACUCUCUGGUCAUCUUUAACCCGAGGACGCUGCUCGUUGAGGCCUUCUUUUACCGCGAGAAUUUCAUCCGAUGCGUCUCAUGUACCGCUAGAAGUGUGUUCGUCCUGUCCCAGGCUGGUAGCAUAUUCUGCAUCAGUGACCAACCUGUUAACGUCGGCAGCAGCGCGAUAUUGCACCCUAUGCAUGGAGGUGCUGAAGCGUCGCGAAAGUUAUUUAUGCCGCCUUUGGUGUUAAAGAAACUUGGUGAAAAGGUGCUCACGCAUAGCAGCAACGUGAUUGAAGGGGUCGUCAAGCUGAGCGGUUCCAUUGCAAGCCGCGUCACGGAUGCCGCUGCUGGAGGCUACAUUGUUAACGGCGUCGCCUCUGAGCCCUGCACGACGGAGGGUUCCUUCUCUAGGUACAGCCUCAGCAACGCGCAGCUCAACACAGCAGCGAAGCAGAGCCUCGCUCCUGAUGGCCUCUCUAGGUCUAUGUACGCAGAGACACCGGCGUCAGAGCAGCUCCUGACGCAGAGCUUGCAGGAGCGCCUUGAACCUCCUUCGGAGCCGCGAUAUAACGCUCCGCUGGUUGAUGCCAAUGCUGAUACCUACCAGGGGACUGAGGCGAGAGACGGCACCCCCUUGGUGAUCAGAGGCAAGCAACGUAGGAAGAAGCAUCGAAGGACACACAAUCCGAGUACGCCUGAUCCAGAAAGCAGCGCGUGUAGCCGAGCCUCCAGCGAAGUUAGGAGUACAACCUCACCGUACGACCUCCCGCUGGCUACUGAGAUCUCUUCUGAAUUCACCGUUGAAGAGAGCGAGCGCAGACUAGGCGAGAUGCUGGGAAUCGAGUGCCUCAAAAACUAUAGUGUAAAUAGUCACUUUCACGAUCCCGAGCGCCGUACAACUGAAAAACUUGACCGCAGUUGCCGUGGAAGUGUUGACUCCUCUGCACCUAAUAAAUGCCCUGAUUUCUUAAUUGAUGAUUCUCAAAUUAUUUUGAAUCGAAAAGAGUAUAAUAAUCUGGUAUUGCAAACAAAUGAAGAAACCCAUUUUCUCCCAUCAGAAAGAGAUGAACAAACGUCUAAUAUUUGUUCUAAAGAUUUUAACUUUUCACGACAAGAUAACGAUAAAAAACGUGAUAUUGAUUUUUGUAAACUAAAUGGAGGAGCCAAAGUAUCCUCGGAAGUGGCCGUUGACGACUUUUUUCAGGCUUGCAAUAAAAACGGUAAUCCUUCAGAUGGAAAUACGACAGUAUCCUCUAAUCCUCUUUGCGGUGGCUCAGCAGAUAACAAUCUACAAGGAUAUGAGGAUAGCAGGACCAGCAAUUUAGGCCCCGCCAGUAGUCUCGAGUCCACGACGAGUGAGCUCAGCUACUACGUACCUUCUCUGGAUGGCGCUGGGCCGCCCAUGCAGGUCCUUCGGUCCAUGUCCCAUCACGACAAAACAAUCCUUCAUGCGGAGGACGAACUGACGGAGGAAGUGGAACCUAUGGUGCAGCUUUCGAUGAAACCUAACGGCUUAAGUGCGUUCCCUUCCACUGACGGCCAUUCAGGUACGCAGGAAGAUUGGAGUGAAAUUUCCCUGCCUACUCCUGCAGUCGCUGUGGGCGGCAGUGACGAUUACUUUGUUUUCCUGGACGACAACAACCAUCUCCAUUUCGGUGACCUAAGUGAGCGGUCCCAUAUAACUUGGAGCUCCUUGCGUCUGCCACUAAGCGUGACGGCCUUUGCGGUGUCCAGCUCCUGCCGCAGCCUCUACCUGGUGUCCGGUGGAUGCCUCUUGUUGUGCCGCGCUCAACAUAAGGAAAGCGAGCAAAUUUUAGUAGACUCUGGUGUUCAUGACGUGGUUUCGAGUCUUGAAGUCGGUCAAAUAUUAGAUCAAAUAAUAUCGAGGCUUGGAAUCCCAGUGACUGUUGAGGAGAGACGAGGAAGCUCAGUGCCUGGUGAGGAGAAACGAGGAAGCCCAACAGCUGAUGAAGAGAGACUAGGAAGUUCGGCGGCAUGUGACGACAGGCUAGAAAGCCCAGCGCCUGGUGAGGAAAGGCUAGGAAGCACAGCUCCUGGUGAAGAGAGAUUAGGAAGUUCAUCACCUGGUGAGGAGAGACGAGGAAGCUCAGCGCCUGGUGAGGAAAGGCUAGGAAGCCCAGCGCCUAGUGAAGAAAGGCUAAGAAGCUCAACGCCUGGUGAAGAGAGACUAGGUUGCCCCGCCCCUAGUGAGGAGAGAAUAAGAAGCCCUGAUGAAGAAACGGAAGUUGCAACCAAAUCUUCUUCAAACCGCCAUACCCUUUUGUGCCGCACUGAUGUAACCUCUUCAGCUGCGAAGAGCACUCGUCAGGACCGCAUGUUUUCUUCACAAAGUCGAGACGAAAAUUACUUGCCUUCACGAAUAAACCUCCCGUCUUUCUUCAUGCUGCUAGCUCGGCCCCUUGCGAGUGGCGUGCUUGCUGUUGCUGGCGAUGAUGAACUUGUUUUCUACGUAACUGACGACGGCCAGGUUUGGUGUCUGCUGCUGACGGACAGUCAACCGCUAAGAGCGGUGGAAGCAGGACGUGCCGUGUUGCUGGGGUCAGAGUCGCCCUUACGAUUUGUUUCUCUGGCGUACAGAGACGGACUGCUGUGGGCAAUGGAUGCGAAGGGAGCACUGCACUUCAGAGCUGGACAAAGUCGAGAGUGUCCCAUGGGACUGUCGUGGGGGGUAGUGCAAACAGACCAGGAACAGGAUCCUCCCCCUGUGGGGGAUGAGGAAGAAGUGCUGGAGCGGCUUCACUCUCACUUGGUAGUUGAUCCUCACGGGCUUCCUGCUCGCUCUCUUAAACCUGACACGCAGCGCCAGCACAACGCUCAUGACUGGCUCGUUCAUAAUAACAACAACAAUCGUGCCGAUAAACACACAGACGAGUGCAAUGUUAAUGACGAUGUUAGUAGAAAUCCACAAUCCCUCAUUAUAUCUCACGAUAGAGCCGGCAACCGCGAUUUCCAGACUCUGAGCUGUACUCCGGAGAUAAGUUCCGUGUUCAGCAGCGUUGUUGAGGGAAUAAGGGAGGAAGUUUCUGUGCAUUCUGCCACGCAAGCCGAGUCUGUGGCAACGGCCGCUGAGACUGUGGCGGUGACCACCGGGACUGUGGCAAUGACCAUCUCGAGCGGCGGUGUUGCCUGGCGCGUCACGAAGUGCGGAUCGGUGGCCUUCCGUCCUGGUGUUUGCGCCGCGAUUCCGCAGGGCGCCAACACGAGUUGGUGGGCGGUUGGUGUCGGUGAGCGGUGGGUGGACGCGAGAAAGCCUUUGUUCACCAGCGGCGGGGGUUUUGUAUGGCUUUGCGUAAGCAAGGAGCGUCGGGUGCUUGUGCUCCCUGUGGCCACAAUGGGCAGCGUAUGGACAGCUGCUGGCCGGCAACGAUGGUCAAUGGUGUCCGCUGAAGCGCUUUAUGGUGGCCACGGUUCCCUGGCAUGUCUAAAUCCUAAAGGGGAGCUGCACCUCGUCAACCCCACGAAUUUCCACUCUGAAGUACUUACCUUACCCGAUCUUAGCCCCGUUGUGUGCGUGAGUCAGCGACCCGAGGUUCUGUGGCUACUUACGGCGACCGGGGACCUUUGGAUCCGCGGUGGCAUGACGUCUUCCUGCAACAUGGGCACGCACUGGCACUUGCUUGACCUGACGCAGAUCAGCGACGUGACCCUUCGUCAUGUCAGCCUGGGGCUUGAGCUGACGUGGGCGGUGGACAUGAGGGGUGGCGUGUACAUGAGACAAGGCGGGUUGUCGCCACCACACCCAUACGCCUGUCCCCAGGCAUGGCUGCAGGUGGACCACAUGAGGCUGCCUGGAGGCGCCUUAUUCACGAAGGUAUUUGUGGGCCCUGGACGCCAGCUGGUGUGGGCGUUGGACAGCCGCCACUGCGUCUACGUGCGGGUUGCCAUAUUUUCUGACCUUCCCAUCGGCGUGACUUGGGAGGCCGUGGACGGGGUGCGGGCCAUCAAUUUGUCCAUCAGCGAACGCGGCCGCGUAUAUGCCGUCACUGAGGAAGGGCACGUGUACGAGAGGCUGGGCGUCGCUCCUCCUGCCAACUACGUGGGCACCGCCUGGAGGAAACUGCCUGGCUGCCUUGCCAGCGUGUCAGUGAGCGUUGACGAUGAGCUCUGGGGUCUGAGCCAGAGCGGCGUGCUCUGCAGGCGACAAACUCUGCAUUCUCUCCACUGGCGCCGCGCAGACUCCUGCUCUGAACCCCAGACUGCCCAGGACUCUGAUGCGGGUCUCCUGCUUGACUCUGAGACAGAGUCGCGGCGUCAGAGUAUUGAUGAAUCCUGGGAAGUCAUCGAGUGAUCAAUGGACCUCAAAUGGGCGCCUAAGUUUGCUAAGUACGAUUAAUUUUUGAAGUAUCAUAAUAAAUGUAAUAAUGCAUUAUAAUA
This is a messenger RNA of Hyalella azteca, 6035 nucleotides long. RefSeq lists its product as uncharacterized. NCBI's taxonomy places the organism in Eukaryota, Metazoa, Arthropoda, Malacostraca, Amphipoda, Hyalellidae. Bases 181 to 5949 code for a protein of 1922 amino acids. Gene Ontology annotation, molecular function: protein binding. The record is from RefSeq and is a predicted model, not a curated record. The transcript is spliced from 9 exons.